Messenger RNA from Musca domestica (house fly), 1854 nucleotides. RefSeq names its product outer dynein arm-docking complex subunit 4-like. The transcript has 2 exons. The record is from RefSeq and is a predicted model, not a curated record. Gene Ontology annotation, cellular component: cytoplasm. The coding region runs from base 580 to 1761 and encodes 393 amino acids. Gene Ontology annotation, molecular function: protein binding. Lineage: Eukaryota; Metazoa; Arthropoda; Insecta; Diptera; Muscidae.
AUGCCAAAAAUUAACGUUUUCGCGCUUUUUAUUUACUUCUGCAGUAUUUUCCCCUUUCAAAAUUAGUUUCUGUAGUUCUCAACUUUAAUUGUGUUUAGAAAUUACAAAAAUGGACCACGGGAAUCAAAGUGAGUACACCGACCUUCCCAAUUGACCUAUAAAGAAAAUACAUUAUUUUGAAUUUAUUGCGGCCUCAGCAAAUCAAAAAUUAUUUUGUUUGGAAAAACAAAACAAUAUUUUUUAACAUUCCAUCGCCAAGUUGUCUUUCAUAAAAAUGUUUAGUCAAAGAGAUAUGUUCUUUGUGUUUCCACGAAUUCCAUAAUGUCCAAAGUAAAAUCUCUUAAUUCAUUUUGCAUUUUACCUACCACAAGUAUAAAAAAACCAUAAGACAUUCCAUUUCAAACAACGAAAAGGUGUCAUGUGUGGUUUUAUAUCGAUGAUUCUUAUUCUAUCAAUAUUGCAAAUAGUUUGGUAGCCAAGCAACCUAUUUAUAACAGAAAAGUAGUUGAUUGAACAAAAUACAAAGCAGAUUGAAGAUUUUAAUUUUAACACCUCCAGCCGUAUCAAAAUUCACUGAAAAUGUCGAAAGUUUUAAAAGACUUUUUCGAUAUUGACAAAGAGCAAGAGUUACUACAAAGUUUUACUCGCCUAGGAGUUCCUUCUGAUGAUGAUGUCAACGAAGAGGCCACAAAGGAAAAAAAGAGCCGAAUUGUGGCCACUAAAGUCAAGGCAGCCAGCCGGGAUACUCGCCGAAAACAAUCUGUGAAAUUUAAUGAUGACACCGAUGGCCCUGUAAAGGGCCAACAUCAACGCAUGAAUCGCAUUGAGGCCGAGCUAAGGGCUGCCCGCAAACGUAAUGAGGAACUUAUGCAAAAACGUAAAAAGCCCAAGGAGAAUUUCGUUGAUUUCUAUACGGACAAGGACAGGGCAGCUGCUGUUAGCGCUGGGGCAUUCGAUAUUAAACAAAGUUUGCAAAUAAAACAAAAACAGGAUCGCAGCGAAUCUUUGAUGAUACCUGAUGAAGGUGAUAUCAAUUCAAUUAUUGCCUUGGGUUUGAAGGAAAUUAAAAAUGCCAAUCCUGAAAAUGCCAUACAUUUCUUUUCCAAGGCUCUGGAACUCAACAGCACCGAUAUUAAUGCCUUGGUCUCCCGCAGCAAGUGUUAUCUACUUCUGGGGGAGGCAUCCAAGGCCCUGGUUGAUGCCGAAACAGCCUUGAAUGAAGAUAAAAAUAAUAUACGAGCAAUCUAUCAAAAAGCUGAGGCCUUGUAUUAUUUGGGCCAAUUCGAACAGAGUCUUAUGUACUUCCAUAGGGGCGCCCGAGCCCGACCAGAAUUGAAUUCCUUUCGUUUGGGGGUGCAAAAAACCCAAGAAGCUAUUGAGAAUACAAUUGGCGUUAAGAAUAACAACAACAAACCCAGUACCAGUAAAGCUAAAAAAUCCAACGAUAAUACCCCCAAAUCCCAGAUGAAUAGCAGUAGUGCAAGACCUAUCAGGGGAAAACCCACCAAGUUAGAAUUGGAACGUCGAAAUGCCCGAAAACUUUUGGGUGAAUUGUGUGUGGAUAAGGAAUAUCUGGAAAAUCUAUUGAAACAUCCCGAUCUGAUAAGAGCUGAUACUAAUACUGAAAAUAUUUCAACUUAUGUCAAGGAGGCGGUGGAUUUCCUAAACAAACGUCAGGAGUUUUGGCGGCAACAGAGACCCUGUAAUGCCUUGCCGAAUCAAAAGAAUCUGCCAAUGGAUGCAAUGCCUAGAUGGUUUUAAGGUUUUUGCAGGGUUGUUUCUCUGUAUGUGUGUGUUUAUUAGUUAGUUUGUUUUUAUUAUUUGUUUUAUUGAUUGCUGUUAUAUAAUUUAUAA